GAGAGGACAGCACUCAGCUAAGGUAUACUAUGGCACACUCACACUCAGAGCUGGCAUUAGAGGGCAUCACUUGCUGGGAGCUUUGUCACUGGGGCUGUACAGGCUGGUUAAACUAAUAGCCUUCAAUGGCAGUCCAUUGAAUUCUAGAUCAGCAUACACUGCAGUGCAGUACAGGGCUGGGGAGGGGGGCUUACUAACACCUGUAACAGCUGCUGCAGAACAUCUUUAAUAUCCAGAACUGAACACAGGCACAGCCAAUAGAAUAGUCAAUGGCAGAUGUCCCAACAGGUUCUGGAUCAGGUCCUCCCCUUACAGCAGCAGCCUUUGCUAUGGGACAGUAAGUACUAGAGGGACCCUGUAGGUUAACAUAGUUCUGGGACAAAGCCGUGGAGCAGUCACCAUGGAAACCGAUAGAACACUCUACCGUGGCAACCUAUAGAAUAUUCAUAUUCAUUGCUUGAAUUUGGUCCAGAACUGUCAUUGUUUUAUGUGAUUAUUGGGGGAAUCUAUUAGCUGUAUGUGACCCGGCUAGAUACUAUCUGCAAACAUUGAUUUCUAACAUUAACUAUGUUUCUAUGAUUUAAGGGUAGAUUGAGAGGUUUAACAUUGAGACACUUAAUUAAUGCUUGUUUUAACGAAUGAAUGAUGAUGAUGCAAAUUAUAAUUUGCAGAAUUUAAGGAUGAAAUAGGAAAUGUACAUAUAUAUAACAAUGAUAUUUUAACUGUUUUAAUAUAAGGAUCAGACAUAAAAGUAAAUAAAUGUACGCUAACCGUUAUUAAACCAGGAGUUUAGUUUGUCAAUGCACGUAGUCUGUUAUACUCAAACUGACAGGGCUAUUUACACCAGGGUGAACUUUCGGGAAUUGAAAGCCAGUUCAAUGUGAAUUUUUAAUUUUAGCCCAAAAAAGAUAAUUAAAAAACAAAGCCGAUUUGGAGAUUUUUCCCAGUUAGGCUAUUGCGGCUAAUAUCUGAAAUUUACUUUGAAUUCACUUUUAAUGCCUGAAUGUUCACGCUUGGGUGAAAUGUUAUUUCUAAAUUAUGUAAGUCACAUCCUUGUACUUUGCCAUAUGUGAGUUUCAUAAAUGAUACUGGUCAUAUGCAAAAAACAAUAGCUCACUCCACCCUUUUAAUUGUGCAGUGAUUGAGUAAUGCUGGUGGAUGGUAAAAUCUGGGUGGUUUUUCCAAGUUGGACUCCUCUCAAAAUGAUUGUAUAUUUGUAGUUGUAUUUUCCUUGUGUAUAGGCGGGUACAUUAACCCAGUUUGAACAAUCAUUCACGCUGCCAAUCAAACAAACUGACACUUGUUUUAUAUAUAGAUAUACAGGAAACUGUACUUAUGGUUCUUGUUUGGCUAAACGGAAAUACAUCCUACGUGUUAGUCCCCUUAGAUUUAGAUUUAUCUAACAAACUCUGCUCUAAAGCCAUUUUGGUUAGAGAGAAAUACCAAUUCACAUAAGACAUUUACUAUUUACAGGGGACAUGGAACUAACCUAUUCAUAUGAUGCAGAGGUAAUAAAUGUAUUGCAAACAGAGAAGUGCAGAAAAUUCGAAACUAAUGGCUUUGUAUGGCUAUUGAUUCCAUUUUAGAAUUUCGCUCCACUUUAUGGUUUGACACACAUUUCUCAAUGUUCUUUUAUGUCACCAAAGCAAGAUAUUUGAAGAUGAAUAAGUGAUGGGUGCUGUGCCAGUAUUGAAGGCUGCUUCCAUGACACGUUAAACAGACAUAUAGCAUGUGUUUGUAGUGAUUAUUGUCUUGGGUGAACCUUUUUAAGUUGUCACAGUGUUCUAUCAUGAUGAAAUGGUUUAUCAUGCACGCUAUGCAUAAAGUACGUACCUUUGCGUUGAAAUUAAAAUAUGCCAGAAAUGAAUUCACAUUCACUGACCUCAGGCUCUCAGCAUUCUUCUGGCUUUAUCUAUGCCAAUCUUCUAUUCAUAUCCUUCAACCCAUUUCCUAAACUACAAUCAGUGUUUAUACUGACAGCAGGAAGCGUUUUACCUUUUGUGGCCAUGCCCUUGUUUUCUUACUGUGAAGUCUUACAGGUAGUGUGAGUUCCCCUGGGGAAGGAAUGCAAACUAUUCAAUAUCGUAAUAGUUAUGAAAGUGAAAAAGAAAAUACUUUUACUAACUUAAAGGGACACUGCCGCCCAAUAUAAUUGCAUAAGUAGACAGUCUCCAAAUACAUUUAAUUCAAGGAGUUUUCUGCGUGUUUAAAAUACUAUGUAUAAAGCCUUGCCUGGUUUUUAACCUCUGUAUGAAAGCUCCUUACGCUCUCCAGACCCAUCUUUAGUGUUAAAGGAACCAUUCAUUAACUUCUAGCAGCUAGACAUGACUGAUUGCAAGGUGUUUAGCACAGACUGGGAAUUUGAAAAUAUUGCAAGAUCUCUUGGAUUGAUAUAUAGCUGUCUGUGUAUCACUCACUCCGUGUAUCAGUCACAGACAGUGUGGUAGCAAAAUUCUACUUCUAUGUUCAAAUUUAUACAGCUCUCAGUUUUGUCUUGUGGUAAAGAGAACACUGGCUCCUUUGCAGGUUUUUUAAUUCUUACUAAAUCUUUUAAGACAAUGUAAUGGAUCCACCUUUGCCAUUCUUAAAUCGUACUAAAUUUCAUGGCAAAGCUACUUUUACAAUGCCAUGUCUCCCCUCUAGAGCAACAAUGCUGUAAAUGUCUAACGCUAAAACUGCUGUGUUUUUCAGAUGUGUGACCGUAACACAGGCAGGAGGCUACGACAAUGGCUAAUAGAGCAAAUCGACAGUGGAUACUACUCCGGACUUGUAUGGGAAAAUGAUGAGAAAAGCCUUUUCCGAAUCCCCUGGAAACAUGCUGGGAAGCAGGACUACAACCAGGAAGUGGAUGCAUCUAUUUUCAAGGUAAAUAAACCAUAUUCUAUGCAGUGAGUCAGAUUAGGGCAGGUUAAACCAUGAAAAUGGACUUUGUCCCAAAUAUGGCAAAACCCAAUGUAGCAUCCUAUGUGCACAAUUGAUGCAAAUCGUGUCUUAUUCAGACUCAGAAUUAUUGGUGGUAAGGAGAUACAUUGCCUGUCUAUUUACUCUUUGAAUAUAGUUUUGGCAUUUCGUGUGGACCAUUUUUCUUUAAUUACUGAAGGAGCAGUUGUAGGGCAAUAUUUUAUAAAUGGGCAAUCACCAUGGAAACCAAAGAACUAUUUGCUGCUGAUUGUCCCACUGUUUAGUCCAGAGUCAUUCCUUGUUACGAACCCCCAUUGUGUCUUGAAUAUGUUCAUGGCUUGCUAUGUCUGUGGGCGAGUGGAGUCAUAAAUUGGUUAAACGUUUAGUGCUUGUAAUAGCUCUAAUUUCAUAGUGCUGGUUGAUUGUAUUUUACUGCACAUGUGAAUGGAUAUAGCUACCUAUUUACUACCCAAAGCUCACCCUUUCUGUAUGUCCCCUCCACCCAGAUUGAAGUACAACUCCUAUUUAUUGGAGUCAUAAAAGGUACGUCUACACACAAAGGGUGCAGCAAGUGUUGCUUAUAGAAAAGUGUUGCAAGGAUCUAAACGUGGUGCAGUCUCCAUGGGAACUGUCUGCUGAUUCAGUUGGUUCCCAGGGUGAUUGUUGCACUUUUAGAAUAUUGCUCCACAUUUCAGUUUACAUAGUAACUUGUGUAAAUCUCUCCCUUUGUGUCAUCAGACCGUAGUGAUACCUGCGUACCGUACCACAUAGCCACAGGUGUCUAUUGUUCAGUGAAUACUUAAGGAAGCCACUAAUUUCACAUCUAACCCAAUAUCAGUAAACAACAUGUAAACUGGAUACUAUGAUAAAAGUAUUUAAAAAAAAACAAAAAAAACUGACGUGGUUAAUUCUCUCAGUUUUACGUUGCUAUGGUAACUAGUUAACGCAAGUGACAGAUUGUUUGUGCAGUACAUCAUGAUUUUAUUGUGUGAUUUGUGUAUGGACAACAAUAAGAAGAGCACAUAAUGCUACUUCUACAGAUAGAAACACAGUAUUCUAGCAAUCUGGUUGCUCUGUGUUUGUGCCGUACAUUACAUGAUAUUCUUAGGAACCCAGUUUUUUUUUUGUCAAUCUUUAUUUUAUGCGUGCAUAUGAAUAACAUACAAUCUUACAAUGCCCCAACAGCAUUGGUAAGACAAGACAGGUUCAGUUGAAGGCAUUCGUAUAGUUGAAGGCAUUCGAUAUAUAUUUUUAUAUUAAUAACAUGCGAUAAACAGGUUGAAUCAUACAUAUCCAGCUAUUAGUUAGAACUAUGGCAGAGUAUAGAGGCGCUUAGCUGACUGGACAUGCUGGCUACUUCUAUUAGUUGAGUGUAAGGAACAUGCUUAACUAUGAUGAGAAUGCAGGGAAGUUGCACAGUAGGAGACUUGAAAAUUACGAAUAACACGCUAGCUUCACUGUACAACGAGCUACUUCAAGAUAACGAUGGUAAGAUAAGGUAAAUAAAAGAAAACAGGCAUCAACAUAAAUUUUAAAGUCAAUGGUUGCUAGGAGCCAGGAUGAUACUUCACCAUGAAGUAAGGUGGCAUGCUGCUUUACUUUGCCAAGUCUGCGGCUUGUGUCUUGUACCCCUCUGGCUGGCUUGCACCCAAUACCUUUGCUGACUAUCUGAGUCAGGUAUGGAGACAAUUCCUAGAAAGUCCAUGCUAGGCUGCUCCGCCAGCCCUAGCCUGUCUAAAGAGCCUCUGUGCGGACCCCACUGCUCUGGUUUCCCACGCCAACGUGAGUAUAGUCUCGAUGAGAUGCUUUUGCCUCUUGAGCUCGUGCUUCUCUCGAGGAUGUGGGUCAUGCACCAGGGAUGGCCCCCUUUGGGCUCUCGGCCUUGGAAGGCAGUAGCGAGCGUUGGGCACUUCGGGACUGAAUGUGGUUUUCAGGUGUGCAUUCUUCUUCCCCGGCUUCUUUGGUCUGUGAGUUCAUCUGGUGCGCCGAGGUCUGCCAGCCUCGUGGUGCAGACUGCUGGAAUGUGCGGGUCGCCACCUGUCGGUCUGCUGCCACUUUCCCUCAGUCUGCGCCCCUCUAAAGCUUCAGCCAAAAGUUGCUGAAGAUCGCGUCCAGCCGCUGUUCGAAACUAUCCAGCAGGCCUUGUGUCAUCGUGGUCAGCACCAUCAUCACCAUCUUGGCUCUGGCUGCGGUAUAGUGCGAUGUAACAGGAUCAGGUGAGUUCCCUGGCUCCCCUUGUUGCCUUACAGUAGAGCCUGUAUGUUGAUUGAUUGUGCUGGGAUAUCCCUCACUGGCAGGGGGAGAAAACGGGGGUUCCAAGUGCUUCAGCGUAUUCCUGCAGGACUGCUUACAGGGAGAACAGCCGUCUCUCCUGCGCUUGCGUCUGCUGGUAGACCACAAUUCGUAGUCUGAUUCAGGAUGCUUCUCUGAGCAUGGAAAUCCACCCGGUUGAGUCCCGGGUUUCACCGAUGCUCUGCUGCACCAAUUUAGUAAUUUUGGUGUGACUUGUCAGCAAUAUGUUGCUUUUAGCGUGUUUCUGCUCGGAGCCCACGUUUAGUGCGACCAGUCUGAUCAGCGACUAGGCACCGCCCACCCCAGUAACCCAGUGUUGAUCCAUUAAGUUAGCAUUUUUUCUGAAUUUUAGUGCAGGGCUGAGCCAAAACCUUGUGCUUCUCAUUUUCUUCAUUAAACGGAUAUAGUGGAAUAGUUUAAAAUUAAACUUGGGCCCAGAGAUUGCCUCGAUCUUGGACACAAUAAGCAGCAAAAACAGCAAGAGUCGAAGUCGUAUUGGAUUCACUACAGUAAUGACAAAUCUAGCAUGCUUCCCAACAUUGGGUAAUAUGGAAGCGGGAAAUGUAAAAUGUCAACCUAGCAAGUAUGCACACAUAGCAGCUAGCCAGCUGGGCCUGCACAUGGCAGAGUGGUGCAGAAGUGGUGUUGAAGAGUAAUAAAUGUUUAACUAUGACCUUGCUUAGUGGUAUUGGGCUUUCUGGUAACUUUUCUUUAGAUUCCCAAAGCUGGACUUGAAAUUAAAAAUAAAUGUGAUGCUAUAGACCGGUCCCAAAUCAGGAGACUUCUGUUGGACCCUUGACUGUUGGGAGAUAGCAUGGCUUCCCACAAUGCUUACCGUGGUUUCUGCUUAGCAUUAUGGGAGACCAAUGUCCAUACUUUAAAUACAUUUGGUAAUUUUGUCAGUACAAUGUAUAUAUUACAUGAAAGGAUGUUCUGCGGAUAACAAACCCAGGCUGUGUGAUGUGACCAUGUAAGGCAAAGUCUCCCGUUUUGUUUUGCAGGCAUGGGCUGUUUUUAAAGGGAAAUUUAAAGAGGGCGACAAAGCUGAACCAGCAACGUGGAAAACCCGGCUCCGCUGUGCCCUCAACAAGAGCCCAGACUUCGAGGAGGUGACAGAAAGAUCUCAGCUGGACAUUUCCGAACCCUACAAGGUGUACAGGAUAGUGCCAGAAGAAGAGCAGAAGGGUACGUUUAGAAAUGGAGAGACUGUCACAUGGGUUUUAUUGUAGCCAGGGAUGUAGGUAGCCUCGGGGUGCUGAAAGCUCUGUGCUUUUGGCAGAUUAACCCAUUUAACACCACGUGUCCAGCACAUUGCUUUGUAUUGGGUUUGGUACAUCCCUUGAAAUCAAAGGGUUAAAGAGCCAGAACAAGGCAGCCAUAUUUCUUAAUGACAUAAGUCUCUGGUUUUCUUGCCCGUAAUUUACUUUGCUGAAUUCUUCCUCUGCAGGUAAACCAGGGUGUGCGAACCUGAAUGAUGCCACAGACAUGGAAUGCAGCUCAACAGAGAUGGAGGUUAGAGGCUGAUACAGUAUCAGCAUGAUCUAAAGUUUAUGUGGUUUAUUCAUUCAGUAAAAAAUGUACCUAUUGAGCCUUAUUUUGGCAUAAAUAUCACAUCGUAAAUCUCACACAUUGAACCCAAACACAAACUGGCCUUCUAUUAAAGUACUACAUCAAUUGCUUUGCACUUCUUGGUUUGAAAUCAAUACAUACAGUUAAAACCAUAAAUUCAUUUUAAUACAGGGAGAUGAUUAUUAAUAUUGUGAGUAUUACUUCAGUAUAUCUACAAGUGACUGUGACUAAAUAGUUUGACAUACAGGAACAAGAUGUGAUGAGGGUCCUGCUCAAACCCUCACACAGUCUAAAGAGAGUGGAUAUAAAGUAAACUACACAAUCUAUGGAGAUGUAAUAUAAGAAGGAAGAAUGGGAUACAGGGCCCUUGCACAGUCAGUGGCAUGGCUCUCUCUCUUCAGAGAAGCCAAGUUUGAUGAUGAGAUGUACAAAACCAGGAUAAAAUCGAAAUUUAGUCAGCAUGGAAAUCUUGUUCCAAUCUGUCUGAUUGGCAGGAGCCAGACGUGGAAUUACACCCUAGCAAAAAACUGGCAGUGUUUCUAGCCAAAAUUUUGCACAGACUGGGUUUCCUGCUCCAUAACUAUCUCAGUUAGUUGAAGUUGUUAUGGUGCUUAGAGUAACUUUUUAUAACUAACUAUUUAAUAGGAGUUAUGUUUUGGUGCACAGUCUUGGUGAACGUGUUGAUGCUAUUAUAGUUUACGAUAAUAAUAUUAUGUAUCAUUUGUUUGCCUGUGGGGGCAGUGAGGGGCUUUGAUACAGAUCUUUUAUGUUUCCUUGUUAUGAUUUGAGUGGUUUUCUUCCAGACGUCCACAGAUGAGUAUCUGACUAUCAUUAAACGUAGCCCCUCGCCAGCAAAAGACACAUGUCAGAAGCAGACCGGCCAGGACUGGUGGAUAUAUCCUCACAAUACAGGUGGGUACAGUGGUGCCUUAAUUCAUCAUUUCACUGUGACAUCACAUUAGUAUUGUUGAAUUACAUUUUAUGGAGGAAUUUAACAUACUACCCCCCUCCCAAUUUCUAUAACAGUUGAUUGAUGCUGUGGACCUAGUCACCUUAUGGUUGUGCUGCACAGUCUCGUUCGAUGGAGGUGGGGUAGUGAGAUAUUACAAUCAUGUAAUAAAGAGUAACUUGAAGAAGGGACGAGUUUACAAAACAUUUCCAUCCCUUCCUAAAUUAAAUUAUUUAUGCUAACACAUGUUAAGUUAAUUAUAGCUUUUAGAGAUGUCGUAACAGCUGUAAAUCAGGAAGUGUUUAUCAUUCAAUUUCAUCAUGCUUGUCAGCUGUGCAGGGUCACCGCUUGAGAUAACGAGAAAGAGGUUGCACAUGGAUUAAGGAUGCCCUGUUUUCAUAGCCCCCCACCUUGUAGGACACAGGCUAGGGAAGCCAGAUCCCUCCCAAGAUAAAGAGGAAAUGACAGAUACACACAAGCAAAACAUGUUGCAGCAACAUAUCAAAUCAACAGCAACAUAACCAAUGGCAAUUACUAUACAUACAUCCUCUAAGUGGGAAUACAAGAUGCUAAUGUGAUGCUUUUUUUUUUUUUUUAAAUGUGUUGAAAAGAAAGCGAAUACUAAUUAGUAAAAAUGGCUGGUAUAUGACCAGCUUGCAUCUCUUCCAUAUUCGCCAUCUAUUGCAUCUACAUUAUACUGUCUAUUUUAACACGUGCUGGAAUUUUGGGAAAUCAGAUUCCCAAACAUGGCCCCUUCAGUGAUACAAUGUCCAGAUGUAUACUGCCCCAUAUUUAACAGUGGGGUUUAAAUAGUGAUCGCAUUCAAAAUAACGUGAUUCUAUAGGAUAAUAACUGAUAGUGGUAACCAGCUGCGUUGAAUGUAUAUUCUGUGUCCUACAUUUAGUAUAUGAUUAGCAGUAUGUUGACCAGAAGGUUUAAAUGACUGGUUUCUGUCUCUCCUUAGGAGUAUCAGCAAUGGACGGUUAUCCAGCAUAUGACCCAAUUUCUCACGGUAAGGAAGAUUUAUUUUUGGUUUACUAAUCUUAAUUUCAUAGAAACGAAAACCCAGUCUAGAAUAGAUAAAUACUUUUGUGGGCUCUUGCACUGUGCCACUAUGUUAUUUAUACAAGCAUUACCCAAAUGUUUUAAAUCAUAUUACCCAGAAAUAGUUAAUAUCAACCUUUUUUUUUUCAUCAACAAAUACCCCAAAGAUAAACUGAAAAUAUCAAUGGCUAAAAUAUUAAAGGAACACUAUAGUCACCUAAAUUACUUUAGCUAAAUAAAGCAGUUUUAGUGUAUAGAUCAUUCCCCUGCAAUUUCACUGCUCAAUUCACUGUCAUUUAGGAGUUAAAUCACUUUGUUUCUGUUUAUGCAGCCCUAGCCACACCUCCCCUGGCUAUGAUUGACAGAGCCUGCAUGAAAAAAAAAACUGGUUUUACUUUCAAACAGAUGUAAUUUACCUUAAAUAAUUGUAUCUCAAUCUCUAAAUUGAACUUUAAUCACAUACAGGAGGCUCUUGCAGGGUCUAGCAAGCUAUUAACAUAGCAGGGGAUAAGAAAAUCUUAAUUAAACAGAACUUAUUUAAUUAAUAAAGAAAGCCUAAAUAGAGCUCUCUUUACAGGAAGUGUUUAUGGAAGGCUGUGCAAGUCACAUGCAGGGAGGUGUGACUAGGGUUCAUAAACAAAGGGAUUUAACUCCUAAAUGGCAGAGGAUUGAGCAGUGAGGCUGCAGGGGCAUGUUCUAUACACCAAAACUGCUUCAUUAAGCUAAAGUUGUUCAGGUGACUAUAGUGUCCCUUUAAUUAUUAGAGAUGCAAUAGCUGCUUCAUACCAGGUACUCCUUAUGAUAGUAGUACAGAUAGAAAACCUAUGUGGAUCUGCUUUAUUUUGCUGUGAUUAAGAAUACACUGUAGCUAAUAUUUGGCUUGCUGUAUUACGAUAUUACUACUGAGCAGUUGUGCUUGAUUACCAUUUACCAUCAUUUAUCUGGGUCUGGUGGGACACUGAUUCACAGCAUCCGCUAACAUGUUGGUGGAUGCCGGCAGUGGACAUUUCCUGUUUAUUUUGGGAUAAUAAGUUGUAUUUGUAUUGUAGAAACAUACAUACAUGUUAUUCAUCACUGAAUAGCCUGAAAUUCCUGCUUAAAGAAAUGAGUUGUGAUACCAUAUUGCUAAUACAGGGGAUGGUUAUAAAGCACACUCACAGUCCUAGGGUUAGAAAUUACCCAUCUGGUUAUAUAGCACACUCGCAGUCCUAGGGUUAGAAAUUACCCAUCUGGUUAUAUAGCACUCUCACAGUCCUAGUGUUAGCAAUUACCCAUCUGGUUAUAUAGCACUCUCACAGUUCCAGAGUUAGAAAUUACCCAUCUGGUUAUAUAGCACUCUCACAAUCCUAGGGUUAGAAAUUACCCAUCUGGUUAUAUAGCACUCUCACAGUCCUAGGGUUAGAAAUUACCCAUCUGGUUAGACAGCACUCUCACAGUCCUAGGGUUAGAAAUUACCCAUCUGGUUAUAUAGCACUCUCACAGUCCUAGGGUUAGAAAUUACCCAUCUGGUUAUAUAGCACUCUCACAGUUCUAGGGUUAGCAAUUACCCAUCUGGUUAUAUAGCACUCUCACAGUUCCAGAGUUAGAAAUUACCCAUCUGGUUAUAUAGCACUCUCACAGUCCUAGGGUUAGAAAUUACCCAUCUGGUUAUAUAGCACUCUCACAGUUCUAGGGUUAGCAAUUACCCAUCUGGUUAUAUAGCACUCUCACAGUUCCAGAGUUAGAAAUUACCCAUCUGGUUAUAUAGCACUCUCACAAUCCUAGGGUUAGAAAUUACCCAUCUGGUUAUAUAGCACUCUCACAGUCCUAGGGUUAGAAAUUACCCAUCUGGUUAGACAGCACUCUCACAGUCCUAGGGUUAGAAAUUACCCAUCUGGUUAUAUAGCACUCUCACAGUCCUAGGGUUAGAAAUUACCCAUCUGGUUAUAUAGCACUCUCACAGUUCUAGGGUUAGCAAUUACCCAUCUGGUUAUAUAGCACUCUCACAGUUCCAGAGUUAGAAAUUACCCAUCUGGUUAUAUAGCACUCUCACAGUCCUAGGGUUAGAAAUUACCCAUCUGGUUAUAUUGCACUCUCACAGUCCUAGGGUUAGAAAUUGCCCAUUUGCCAUUGACGUUGAGAGAAAUGUAAAUGUACUUUAUCUUCCCAUCUGCAAACCAGUAACAGGGCUCGCUUUGAAUCACACAGGAGGAUGGCUAGGGUUAGAAAUUGACAUCCAGUGGUACCAUCUGUUUUCCCUUCUUUUAAUAUGUUGUGUCACACCCACCCAUUUCCCAAUAGGGUCCCCUGGCUAUCUAAGUCUGUAUUUUGCUUACACUUACCUGGGGAUAUGUACAAUCACAAUGAUUUGAGGAAAUCUAAUCAGAGUUGAAGAAGGGAUAAAAUAAUACACAUUUAUUCAAAAUAAAAAGCCAGAGUGGGACAAGGUCUCUAGAUACAGGGUACCUGACACUGUAGAUACAAUCAGUAUUAGUCAAUAAUCUUAGUAUUUCAAUGUAUUGACUUAAGGUUAAUAUACAAGAUAAGAUAGCACCUUAUCUGCUCUUAUUAUUCACCUUUCUGUUAAAUGAACAUACAAUAAAGACACGUUUUAAGAUAGCGAGUCUGAUUACUGGAAGUAAUGUCAUUUCUCUUCCAGAAAAAGGAGGAGUAAGUAAUAAUCAUUUAUCAAAAGCAAACAGCAGUUAGCUAAAGAAAAGUCUUCCUGGAGGACUGCAUAGAAGCACAGAUGGGCAGUGAUUCUUUGAUUACUGAUAUAAUGGACAGAACUCACUGUAUUAACUCUACAAUAAGAUAUGGCGUUCUCUAACAGGUUGUAACUUACAGGUUACAUUUUCAAACUGAAUAAAAGCACAUUACAUGUAAUGAUCAUCCCCUUUAUGUAUUUCAAAACUGUACAGUUUAUUUUUUGUAGGAGUAAUUACAUAUAAUUGUUGAGGGAACUGCCAAUUUUGUAACAAAGCAACCAAGGUGGAAAAAAAUAUUACAGUUCUCUACAGUUCUUGGUUAAUGAAUAAUCGCUUAUAAUUUUGCUUAAAUGUACUGUUUGCCUUUUAACUCAACCUCAGAAUUUGUCAUGGAACUUUCACAUCAAUAAUCAUUGAAGAGUUUCCUGUUUGUGACAUUCUAUACAAUUAACUCUUCCAUGCUGAUCAGAAAACCUGUUCAGACAAUCCCUGGUGACGUUGCUGGGUGCAAUAAAAUAUGUCAAGUGUAAUGUUGUCGGAUUCAUAUGGAUGUAAAUUAAGAGGCCGUGCUAGAAACUGAAAUCACGUUUUAUAUUCAUCUUAAACAAUUUUAUUUCAUAUUAUUAGCUUUUAAAAAUAGUAACGUUUAAAAUAAAUAAUAAACUGAAUUUUUACAUUACACCAUACGAUAGUUUUUCUGCUGGUCUCCAAUUCUUCUUUUUUUUUUUUUUUUAAUUCUUAAAAAGCGGUUACAUACAUUGUCAGAGGGAUAUCAGAUAAGUCAGGAUUCGAAGAAUCAUUAUGACACGCAGGUGGACAGCACAUUUUAUAUUUUAUAGUUAAGAUUGCAAAUACUAGAGUGUACAUAGCCUGGGUCAAUGUAGUGGGAAUGCGGUCUGGCGGUCUAUUGGCUUUUUAUGGAGUACCCCUCCAUAUGGGGGAGAGGGUAGUGUUCCCCAGUUGUUGCGAGCGUGAGGAAAGGGCCAGAUGCGGGUAGCGAGGGGCCUUGUUGUUGCGUGUGUGUAGGGGAAGACCAUGGUGGGUCCUGUGUAAGGUUACCUAUUUUUUACACACAUUUCAAUAGCAUGCAGAGAAAAAUAAUUUUUCCAUUACACUGUCCCUUUAAACACAUCUCUAACACAGGAAGCACCUGACCGUCUGUGGGGAGCACACAUUGCCCCGCAUCGGUGAAGCGUAACUUGCAUAGAAAUUCUAUCCAAAAUAUAGAUUUUACUGAAUAGUAUGUAAACAAUUAUUUUGUGUACGCCAAGAGCCAUAUCCUUUAUGUAUUAUACGAAAAUAAUUUUAUAUAAUAUGUAUAUACUGUAUGCAGAUGUUAAACGACCUCUGAAGUCAUGAUGAUUGUAUUACAGAUAUUUGAAAGUUACCCGGUCACUAAAUAUCCUCAGAAUUCACCGAACGUUCUUGAUGUUCUAUUGAGAGAUAUGAAAGUAAAAAUUAUACUGAAUUCUCAAUGAUUUUCUCUCUCGUGCAGGUUUUUCGCAGAUGAUUAUUCAGUUUUUCUAUAGUGGUAAGCUGGUGAGCCACAUUACCACCACACGUCCCGAAGGGUGCCGCAUAUCGCUAAGCCAGCACCUUCCUGGCGGAGAGAAGGUUUACGACAUGGAAAAUCUGGAGAACAUCCGAUUCCCAUCAGCUGAAUAUAUUGCAAGCGAACGCCAGAAGCAGAUUACUAGAAAACUAUUUGGCCACCUUGACAGAGGAGUUCUCUUAUACAGUAAUAAGGAAGGUGUAUUUAUCAAGAGGCUUUGCCAAGGCAGAGUGUUCUGGAGCGGGAACUGCAUGCCCUACAAAGACCGCCCAAACAAGCUCGAUAGGGAUGAAAUAGUCAAAAUCUUCGAUACAAAUAUGUAUAUAAGAGGUACGUGCAUUUCUUUUUAAAUGGCCAUUAACCACGUGCUGAUAAACAUGACAGAUAAAUAUGUUAUAUUACGGUUUGAUAUUUAUUUACCAGUGAUAAACCCAACACAAUAGGUCGUUGUGGUUCCACUUUAGGGAUUAACAUUUGUGUUUAUCAUUUCCUGGUGAUACAGGAUAAGUAAGAAAUUCCAUCUCUCUCCCUGUGCUCCCUCCUCAGAUCCAAUGCAGUAUUGAAUAAAACACAUGAAAUUUUACCGUGCUCUUACACUCACUACCAAAGGUGCUAAGGAUCUGAGGACAAAAUAUUAUCUGGCUCCCUUAUCUAUUAUCUGUCUCUCUAGAUCUCCAAGACUGGGUUACUGUGGAACUCUGUCACAGUCAGAUACAAUGUAAAAUCCCCAGAAUUUGCGUUCUUUGCUUCCUGAAUUCUGCUUCUGCAGCUAUAAAUGAUCCCAUGUUAAAUGCUACCCCCAGGCUCAGCAUCAUACAGCUGUAUGUGGAGUGCAAGGCCUGCUGACUAGUAGUUUACACAGGUUUGGGCAUUGUUACAUUGCCAGUCUAUGAUAAACAGAUGGCAUUGCAAGGUGAUUUGACGAAUAAUACUUAUUCAAAUUGUGUUAGGUCGUCCUACAGUAAAUGUUUUUCGAAUAUUGCUCUUUAAUUGCUGUGAGUGAGGUGAGUGAUCACCGGCUCAUUGUAAUUGAUUAUCCUUCUGGUACAGGGAAAGACUGAUACAUUAUCACUUUCACAGCGAUUGUAUACUAGGCAGAAAUCACUCCCUUAUCUGCAAAUAAUGUUCUGUCAGUAACACAUGUCACAUAUUGCUUUCUCGAAAAUGAUGUAUUAACCUGUGUAGGUCUCAGGGACAAAGGUAAGUGGAAGCCAAGAUACAAGGUUCAAGUACAGUUUUGCAGAAACACGACUUUAUGACUUUAAUUAUUCAGGUACAAGAUUGACACUUUGUGAACCUGCUGGUAAAUAAUAGAACUUGAUGGACUUCAAUGCAGUCCUGAAUGACAUCUUAACUUUAAUAUCUGCUACCGAUCCUGGCAGGAUCAUGCUAAGGCUAAGCAGAAAGAAGUUGCAGUAACUGGCCAUGCCAUUUAAUGUCUCUGUUAAUCAGAAUUACACUCGUUUUGUCAUGUAGAGGAUGUAUAAGAAAAAAAGGCUGAAAAAGAGACUAGCUUAAGCAAGAUCUUUCAUUAGUAAAUGUAACGAAGCAGGUCAUUCUUCAGACGUACAGAACAUUUACAAACUCAGUAUAUAGAUCUGUCAGGUUGGCCCUUUAAUUAAAUUUGUAUCUAUUUUACACAAUCUUCCUGUACAUCUGUAGAUGCCAUGGUGUAAACGGCGUGGCUAAUGUGACCCAAUACCAUAACUGGAAAUGACUACUGCUCAGUAUGGAAAUAAAGAGUAAUUCAUUCACAGACUGAGGUUAUUCCGAAUAAAACGAAACAAUAUUAUUGCAGAUAUAUAUCAAUGAUUGUAACCAUGGCGACCCUAGGUAAAAAGCAAACUGUUUGAUUACUUAAACUGCAAUCAAGCUAUAGUGGUUAUGGUGCUUGGAGUGUUCCCUUAAGUAGUUCUGUAUAUAUUUUACUUGAUAUUAGUUCACACAAAGCCAGUCGGACAUUGUUCACAUCCCAUACUCCUCUCGCUCUCUUUAAGAACUUCAGCAUUGCUACAGCCAAGGAAGGAUUCCUGAAAGCAGGAUCACGCUAUGCUUUGGCGAGGAAUUUCCUGACGCAACUCCACUGCAACUCAAACUAAUCAUUGUGCAGGUAAACCGAAUCACCAGAUACAUUUUUAUUGGAUUAGAAAAAGAAUCAGCGGGGGAAGUUUAAUGCGGAAUAAUGUCUAUUUGGGGUUGAAUUUAUAUUGCUGUAAAUGAUCAAUUCUGAGGUCUUUUCCAUCAUUUAUUCAUUUUGUUACUUCACCUGUUCUUUUGUGUAACUUUUUGUGUUGCACAUUCCAUUUAAUAACCUUUAUUCUUUUUGCGCCCAAACAUAUAACAUUUUCUGGUGUUCUCCUUCAUUACAGUAAUUUCUUAUUUGAUAGUAAAAGUAAGAUGGUUAAAGAGCUUAAAGAACUCUUAAUAGUGGCCAGCCAGGGGCCUCUCUUCCUGGCCAGUAUAGGAAUAGCUUGCAAGGACGAAUAGGAGUUGCACUUCCAGAUGACCAGAAGUAAAUGGAAAACAAAAGCAGAAAGGUCCGACGGAGGAGUACAUUUAAGUGAUGGGUAAUAGGAAUUAAGUGAAUCCACCUAUGUGGUUCAGAGCUACAAGCUAGCUCUGGGGUAGAUGCUUAAACCAUUCACUGUGGUUCACUAUGUAAAGGAUAUUGAAUGAGGCUAACAAAGUUUCAAAAAUGUAUACAGUAUUUACUAAUAAUCCAGUCUAGAUGGCUUGCUAAUCAGAGAGAGGACAGCUGUCGUAGAACCAUUUUACUACAUCUUGAAUGUGAAAAUGUUGAUAAUCAUAGAACAUAACUGUAACAGUUAGUUUGCCUUUAAACAUUCUGCAAGAUCUUUGUGUUUAUUGAACUGCUGUGCGUCAUUGAUCAGUCACGGCAUCCAAAUAAUUUAAUUCAAACAGAUGAAUAAAAACCCCACAUUUGAACGUGCCCAGGAAAACUUGCUUUUUAACAUAACACUUCCUAAAACAUAAACAGAAGCACAGUUAGUAUCUGCCUCCGAUACACUUGAUGAAGUUUACACAGGAAGCUGUUGUUAAUGUUUUAAUGAUCUGAACAGGCAUGUCUCUAUAUAGUAUAAAAGGUGUUAAAUGUAGUUUAUUUUUAGAUUUAAAGCAAGCAAGCAAUCACUGAUGUGAGCUAGAGUGCAAUGUUUCGUAACAAGACAGGAUCAGACAUGGGACGGUUGGCAAAUGAGGCAAUUGGCUCCCAGGCCACUAACAUUGGAGGGCUAGCAAAUGAGCACAAAUCACCGAAAAUACUCCUUCAUAUUGGGCAGGCCAUACUGACUAAGUAUUGUAUGACCAUUCAUGCUGAUAUCUUCAAGUUUCGUGCGUAUAAAACAGCCAAUUUGUUUGUAUCUGCUUCCCAAGCUCAAAGUUGCCAUCCCUCCCCUGACAGCAGAGUUUCAGAGUAAUUAGAGCUACGGUCUUUCAUUUCUACACAGUGCGUACGGGGUGCGCUAAAAUAUUUCCACCCUAUAGUAUAAAGUACAAGGAUUUGUAAAUUCCAGAUUUAUAGCAAGCAGAGUGUCAGCUCACUCAGCAGCCAAGCAUGAUUAACUAGAGACAGAACACGUCAUAGUUUCCUGCAGUCUGUCUGCUUGGAUCAUUGCAUGUACCAUGUCUUGAAAUGUUGGCAAGUAGAAAGGUGCUAUAAAAUGAAGCUAGAUGUGAAGAAUUUAGAUAAAUAUUGUAAAAAGUGUUAGGAAUACAAACCUGAAUUCCUAAUGCAAUAUUGUCCCUGUCUCUAGUUAAAUACAGGCGUCCCCCCUCCUGUUUGCCAUAAAAAAAAAUAAAAAGUGACUUAUUCCAACUCUUUUUUUCAAGACUUCCUCAGCGCUACUCACCUCUCCACCACACAUAACAUCAUUAAAGAGGCAUAGCCUCGUCCACGAUGGUCCAAUCCAAUGUUCCUCAAAUAGGAGAAUUGCGUAUAUGAAUACCAUGCGUGGCGAAUGCCGAGCUUGCUUUCAAGCUUCCCCAUAGUAAAGAAUCGCAUUCAAUGCUUUCCAACGGGCUAAUCGGUCCGUGUAGCGGAAGCACGUCUGGUCAGUCUGAUAGCCAAAAGAGGUGCAUAAAAAUGAAAUUUCUAAAAAACUGCAAUGUUUACAUUGCAGGGUUAAGAGAACGGGGCCACUGCACUCAGACCAUGUCACUGAGUUAAAGUGAAAUUAGUGACUUUAGUGUUCCUUGAAUCAUAGUGAUGCCAUACUAGACUGUUUUUCAAAUGUGCUGUAAUUAUGUUUUCAUUGAGCAUGGGGGUACCAAGGUGAACCCCUAGCAUUCAUGGACACUAAAGAUGUUAUUGCCUGCAACUCCUCUCAUUCUCAGCUGGGUAAAGCUAGAGUACUGCAUUGCAUUGUGAAUGCAGGUACCUCCAACCUCCUAACUCUAACAGCAACAAUUAUAACCGUUACUUUAGGAAUGUUGCUGUAGUGAUGUUCGGUUCUUAUGAACACGGCCAUUUCAGGGACACUCAGGUGACGAAUUAUAUGUAUUUUUUUUUAAAGCUUUCUUUAUUUAAGACUUAUGUAGACAAAUGAAACGGUAACACAGCAGGUCAUGGUAUCUGACAUAAUAUUAGGCCAAUUAUAUUUUAAAUGCAUAAUGUAAUUAAUUGACAGUAUUUAACAUCUUUCAAACAGAUGGAAAUUUUACAUCUAUAAGUAUACAAUUUAGUUUUUGGGGUUUUUUUUGCCGGUGAGACGUUGGGGUCAUUCUGUUUGCAGCAACAAACCAUAAAUAUGUCAAGCGCUGCUAUCCUUCCUGUUUGGGUAUAUUUUUGGCUGCCAUGAAAAACCUGUCAGAGUAAAUAUGGUCUUUCAGCGUCUUCUCUCUGCUUUUCAGAUUGAGCAGCUGGGCGUGAGGCAGCUCACAGAGGAAGCGGUAAAGAGUUACAGCUCGGCAAGUCUGCAUCUGCACCAAGACCCUCAGAUGGAUCAAAUACCACGCAUCAUUUCAGACGCUUGCACGCCACAUCAGAGGUCGUUUUAUAGAGAGAGCCAGCAAAUCACCGUCUGAGUCACUCAGUCAUUCUUCUACAUGUCUGUGCAUUUGCAGAAUUUGUAUAUUUUUGUACAUUUUCACUAUCUCCUAUACUACUCGCUGACCCUAGGAGUUUGCAGUUUAAAUAAAAACAAAGGUGGCAAACUUUGCGCAGGUGAUGCCACCAAUGACAUUAACGCUUUGUUGUUGUCACAUGGGUGUAGUCUCAUCCAUUUGUCAGUGAAAUGGGAUUGGCUGUCUCCUGGGCAAAGUUUGAAGAAUCCUGGUGAUAUUGAAAUACCAGCUAUUUUUCUGACAUUACUUGCCUGUUACUGGGAGCAGUUCCAGGGUGACAUCUGAUGUAUGUUUAUGUACCUUAUAGGUGUUAAGUGCACAGUGCGCAGGCUCCAUGCAUCAAAGGCAAAUAAAUUGAAAGAGGAAACACAUCCAUUACUAAAUCCUGCAAGUGUGGAAACCUAGAUUUAAGAGUAAACCAUAGUGGUCUUGCAGUAUAGCAAAAUGUAUUUUGGGCUUAAUCACCAAUGCAACAAUUAUGGAGAACUGACUAGAGAAAAGCACAUUUUAGGCUUCAAAAUUUCCCAAAUUUGACAUUUUAGGAGUUCUUUGAUUCUACCCUAAAAUCAUUUAGUGAAUGAAUUGUAGUUGUGCUCGCGAUAUAUUUAAUACAUUGUAUCGGUGAAAUGCCAUGGUAUUUGAAAACAAAUACCACAAAUAUCAACUGAAAACCAUUCCUAGCAGGGCAUUCUGGGAAGAGAUGUGUGUGGGUAAAGUCCACGCAGGGCCCUGGGGAAAAUAAGUAAUCAUGCCACUGUAUAGAGAUAUGAAUCAAAGUGCCCAUCCAGUCUGCCCAUGUUGAGACCUCAUAUUUAUUUGUCAAAUUUUAUGAUCAGCAUCUUCACUGUCUUAGUCUUUACCCUUUCCACUGAACAAUGACUCCACAUAUCUGCUACACUUUCCAUAUUACUAUUAGCUUUUACUAUGAUCACUGGAAGGCUAUUCCUGAUAUAUAAUACUGUCCUAUCUGGUUCAUUCUCGGUGUGAACCAUAUCCAGUGGAAGACCACGUUGGGUAUCUACCACCAUUUAUGAGCCGUUGCCAAUAUAAUCUAUGCCCAUUGCAGGGCUAGUUGGGGUAACUACUAUCUAAUAUUUAUCACUGACAGUAUUUACUUCAGCCAAUGGAGGUCUAAUUCAGGUAUCUACUACAUUACCCUUUUGUAAGAAAGUAUACUUUUACAUUGUGGACCCCAACAUUCCACUGUAAUGUUAAUAUGUCCCUCUUUCUCUAAAACCCCUAUUAUACUUCCUUUUUCAAUGUAUCUUUUACUGCUUUCUGUAUCCUGUCUCCUUCAGUAUAUGAUAAGAUUGAAGUCUUAUCUGCUAUGAUUUGUUCUGCAUGUCUGUCCAAACUUGGAUCUUCAUACAGACAUUACUUUACAACUUCCAUGAUGCUUCGUCAGGCUGAAGAGACAACAGUUAAAGCACAUAAAUGAAGCAAUUUUUAGUGUAAUGUAGGGAUGCCAGACCUAUAAUGUCCAAUCAUGUGUCAAACUGUCAAUAUGCCCAAUUCCUAAUUAUUAAUAUAAGGGAUUAUAUAAAUAUAUCUCUGUAUAGCACAGAAGUGAAGACAAAAUAUAUAAGUACUCUUUUUUAUGAGUCCCAAAACAUUUUACUUGAUUUCUGUAAUUGACCCGUUUACUCUUUAUGUAUAGAUGCAGGGGAAAUAUUUCUGAGAAGCUAUACAAGUCUUGUAUAUAGAUAGAUAAGCAAGCGAAAGAUUAUUUUUAUAAUGUGAAUUUUCUACAACAUUUGCAAGUAUGUUCAGUGUUUCUGAAAUUCGGCAAUUUGUGUUUUUAGUCAAUGAAAAUGUAUAUAUGACCAUUGUGAUACAGAAAUCAACUGUGCCUAUGGAUUUACAAAACAAGUGAACACGUUGCUUUGUGAAGAGCUAUAUAUUUAUAAAUAGAAAUAUAUUUUCUACCCAAAUAUGGUAAUAAAAGUGUUUUUUGUAAA
Molecule: messenger RNA, 20034 nt
Organism: Pelobates cultripes (western spadefoot toad)
Lineage: Eukaryota; Metazoa; Chordata; Amphibia; Anura; Pelobatidae
Source: the annotation of a GenBank genome assembly